Molecule: messenger RNA, 720 nt
Organism: Helobdella robusta
Lineage: Eukaryota; Metazoa; Annelida; Clitellata; Rhynchobdellida; Glossiphoniidae
Exons: 5
Coding region: 1-720 (239 amino acids)
Biological process (GO): proteasome-mediated ubiquitin-dependent protein catabolic process
Cellular component (GO): nucleus; cytoplasm
Molecular function (GO): protein binding
Source: RefSeq, a predicted model, not a curated record
AUGGAAUCAAUGUCCGUUAGUCCGGUUAUAUCGACUGCCAACCCUUCCCUGGAGAAACAAUUAGAAAUUUCAAAGGAUGAUUGGAUGCAAGGUCUGCAGCUGUCACGUGUCCAGAGAAUAGAAAUGAAUAAAUUAGUCAUGAACUAUCUCGUCACAGAGGGUUACAAAGAGGCAGCAGAGAAGUUCCACUCAGAAUCAGGUGUCGAAAUGCUGACAAACCAUGCCCAGUUAGACAAAAGAAUCCAAAUAAAAGAUGCAAUAAUGAAUGGAAAAGUAUUGGAGGCUAUGGCCCUCAUAAAUCAUCUAUGUCCUGAGUUGUUGGAAACUAAUAAAAAAUUAAACUUUCAUCUACAUCAACAGCAAACAAUUGAAUUGAUAAGAGAGCAAAAGAUUGAACAGGCUCUCGAAUAUGCUCAAAAUCAUUUAGCCGAGAAAGGUGAAGAAAAUGCAGAAAAUCUAACGGAGAUUGAGUUUACAUUGGCUCUCCUGGCAUUCACAGAACCCGAAACAUCACCUUAUGGCAAUUUACUACACACAGCUCAGAGAAGAAAAGUGGCAGCAGAAGUAAAUGCAGCAUUAUUAUUCGAAUGUGGUGAGGACUCUCAUCCGAAACUGACCAAUCUUGUGCAACUAAUUUCAUGGGCCCAGGAAGAGUUGGACAGUAAAAAAGUUCAAUUUCCACACAUGAUCGACUAUGGCUCAGGAACGUUUGAUAAAUAA